AUGGAGGCUAGAUUUGAUGAACUAUCCGAAAGGGUGAGAAACACGGAGGCGAGUCAGGCGGAGAUACUGAGAAGGUUGGAUGCACUGAUAAACAUCAGAACGGCAGGACAAUUUAACACCGAAGGAACGGGUUCAACGGGAACCAACGGUGGUACUGGGGGGAAUAUCUUAAAUGCACAAGAAAGGAAGUUGGAGAUUCCUGUUUUUUCCGGAGAAGAUGUCUUCGGAUGGCUGAAUAAGGUGGAGCGAUACUUCCGAGUAAACGGAUUAACUGAUGAGGAGAAGUUACCAGCGGUAUUAUUGGUGAUGGAAGGAGAAGCUUUAAAUUGGUUCCAGUGGUGGGAAAUUAAUUCCCCCAACGCAAACUGGGCAAGUUUCAGGACAGACGUCUUAAGCCGAUUUCAACCGGAGAUGGAGGAUAAUCCUUAUCGUGCUCUGUUCACGCUGAAACAAGUUGGGAGCGUGGCUGAAUACAUGGUAGCUUUUGAGAAAAUAGUAAGUCACUUGAGGUUCGAAGAUGAAGAAGUGCUUCGAGGGGCGUGGCUCAACGGCUUAGCUGAUAGUCUUCGAGAAGAGUUGCUCAUGCAUCCCAUGAACAGACUCUCUGAGAUGAUGAAGCUCGCCACGAAGAUAGAACGGAGAAACCAGGCGUGGGUUGCUAAGGGAAUUGGACGAGUGGGCUUGAGUAAUGGAAUUGGGGCUAGUAGAUGGGCCCAAACCACCAGGAGCGGAUCGGGUUAUGGAUCGACCCGUUUUUCCAAUUCGGGUCAGCCCAACUUAAGCGGCCCAAGGACACCUGUGAUAGAAGCCUCUACACACUCUGCCACUACGAAAGCAAACUCCAAUACGCAAAGCUUUCACCACGGAAGCCCUACCCAGAUGGAAAGCCAAGCAAGCUUAGGCGGGCGGAGUUUUGGCCGGCGAUUACCCCAGGCGGUGAUGCAAGAGAGAUCGCGGUUAGGUCUCUGUUUCAAGUGUGAGGAGCGAUGGAAUCCAACCCAUCGAUGCAAGGUGCGACAGCUACAGGUGCUCAUCGUAGACGAAGAAGGAGAUGAAGGGAACGAGUUAGAAGGGGGAGCUGAGGUCAUAAUCGCGGCAGAACAGCAGGAAGGAGAGGAGGCUCUCCAAAUAUCCAUGCACAGUCUUUUGGGGCUAUCCUCAAACCAAACAUUGAAGCUGUGGGGAACGGUUGGGGGCGAAUCAGUGGUGACCUUGAUUGAUUGUGGGGCUUCGCACAACUUCGUCAGCAAAAGCGUGGCGGAUAGGUUGGGGCUGAAGGUUGAUAAUACACCCCGAUUUUGGGUUGAGGUUGGCGACGGUCAUAGGGUGUCUUGCCAAGGUGUGUGUAGACAGUUACCCUUGGAGUUACAGGGACAUCAGAUUCGACAAGAUCUACAUCUGUUUGAAUUGGGAGGAGCGGAUGUGGUAUUAGGGUUGGAAUGGCUAACGGGUCUGGGAGAAAUCAAGGCUAACUUCAAAGAUAUGACCUUGAAAUUUGAACAAGGAGGUAAGGAGGUGUUACUCCGAGGGGAUCCCUCUCUGUCUAGGGCUGUGGCAUCUAUGAAGUCUAUAGUGAAGGCAUUAUAUGAUGGAGGCGAUGGAUUUCUCGUGGAACAGAGGCCCUAUCAGAACAAUGAAGAAGCAGUGACUUGGCCAGAGUUGAAUGAGUUGCUGGAAGAAUUCGCGGAUCUUUUUCGUGAACCCAAGGGACUACCUCCAGAGAGAACGCAGGACCAUGCAAUCACACUGAAACCAGGUAGCCAAGUACCUAACAAUCGUCCAUACAGGGCAUUAAACAAGUACAUUGUGCCCGAUAAAUUUCCUAUGCCUGUGAUUGAAGAGUUACUGGAUGAGUUAGGAGGGGCUAAGAUUUUUUCCAAGCUUGACUUAAAAUCUGGGUUUAACCAGAUUAGGAUGAGGGAGGAGGAUAUCCCUAAAACAGCUUUUAGGACCCAUGAGGGUCAUUAUGAGUAUUUGGUGAUGCCGUUUGGUCUCACCAAUGCUCCAUCAACCUUCCAGGCUCUCAUGAAUGAAGUGCUACGGCCAUUCCUUAGGAAAUUUUCUUUGGUAUUUUUUGAUGAUAUCUUGAUAUAUAGUCAGGAUGAACAGGAGCAUAUAAUACAUCUUGCGAAGGUGCUGGAGGCACUUAGACAGCACCAGCUGGUGGCGAAUAAAAAAAAAUGUGUGUUUGGACAGCGGCAGGUGGAGUACCUGGGCCAUAUAAUUACAAGAGAAGGAGUUAUGGCUGACCCCCGGAAAGUAGAAGCUAUGGAAAAGUGGAAGUUUGUAAAGGAUUAUGGGAAGUUUGUAAAGGAUUAUGGGAAGAUUGCAAGACCAUUGACUGAGUUGUUGAAAAAAGAUAAUUUCAAGUGGGGCCCAGAUGCACAAGAAGCCUUUGACAGAUUAAAAAAGGCAAUGAUUUCAGUUCCAGUGUUAGCUUUACCUAAUUUUCACAAGCAAUUUAUGGUUGUAACAGAUGCCUUUGGUAAGGGAAUAUGGGCUGUCUUGAUGCAAGAAAAUAGACCAGUUGCAUUCCUAAGCCAAGGUUUUUCUCAGAGAGCUAUGAGCAAAUCUGUCUAUGAAAAAGAGUUGAUGGCAAUUGUUUUUUCCAUCCAAAAAUGGAGACAUUAUUUAAUGGGUAGUCACUUUGUGGUGAAAACUGACCAGAAGAGUUUAAAGUUCCUCAAUGAUCAAAAGAAUUUAAAUGCAGAACAGCAGAAGUGGGCCUCCAAGUUGCUGGGUUACGAUUUUGAAAUUCAAUACCAGCCGGGGAAGGAGAACAAGGUGGCGGAUGCCCUUUCCAGGCAAAUGCAAUUUUCUGCUAUCUCACAGGUUGGUUUGGCACAUUUCAAUGAUCUGGAUGAUGAAAUAAGGGCUGACCCAGUAAUGCGCACUAUACUGCAAGAUCUCCUACUCGAUCCUGUUUCACAUAAUGGGUUUGCUUUGUGUGGAGGGAGGCUACUGUAUCAGAACAGAUUGGUCCUUCCAAAACAGUCCCAUUUAAUUCCUUUGAUACUUCGGGAAUUUCAUGAUUCACAGGUGGGAGGACACUCAGGAGCUUUCAGGACUUACAAACGCAUUGCUGGAGUGGUGUACUGGCAGGGAAUGAUGAAGGAGAUUAAGGAUCAUGUGGCUGCUUGUCAUUUAUGCCAACAACACAAAAUUCAGAAUCUAUCACCUGCGGGGUUGUUGCAGCCUUUGCCCUUACCUACACAAGUGUGGGCUGAUGUGUCAAUGGAUUUCAUUGGUGGCCUACCCAAGGCGUUUGGGGUGGACACUAUAUUUGUAGUAGUUGACAGAAUGACCAAGUAUGCUCACUUCACGGCUGUCUGUCACCCUUAUUCAGCUAAAGACAUUGCAUCAGUCUUUAUUCGUGAAGUAGUACGGUUACAUGGGUUCCCUAAAACCAUUGUGUCUGAUCGUGACAGGAUCUUUCUUAGCACAUUUUGGUCUGAGUUGUUUAAAAUGGUUGGCUCCAAGUUACAAUACUCCACUGCAUAUCACCCCCAAUCUAAUGGGCAAACGGAAGUGGUCAAUCGUUGCUUAGAGUCAUAUCUAAGGUGUUUUUGUAGCCCAAAACCGAAACAAUGGCCCAAGUGGUUGCCUUGGGAUGAAUAUUGGUUCAACACUACAUACAAGGAUUCAACCGGCAUGACACCAUUCAAGGCCUUAUAUGGUUGUGAGCCACCUACUCUGUUCAGGGACAGCAACCAGAAUUGUGUGGUUGAAGAUGUUUCAACAAUGUUGCAAGAAAGGGAUGUGGUUCUAAAGGAGUCGCAUGACCACUUGGUGAUAGCCCAAAAUCGUAUGCGGGUUCAAGCCAAUAAGCAGAGGAGGGAAUUGGUUUUUGAAGUGGGUGACAUGGUAUAUUUAAAACUCCAACCUUAUAGGUUAAAGACAUUGGCACACAAGAUUAAUGAAAAGUUGAGUCCGCGGUUUUAUGGCCCUUACAAAAUUGUUGCUCGAGUUGGCGAAGUGGCUUACAAGCUAGAUCUUCCUCUUGAUUGCAAAGUACAUCCAGUGUUCCAUGUUUCUUUAUUGAAAAAAGCUAUCUCACCUGCAACAGUGACCCAGCCUUUACCAGCUAUUAUAUCUGCUGAAUGGGAAUUACAAUAUGAGCCAGAGGACGUUUUACAGUGGAGGAAGGUGUACAAAAGAAGGCAGAAACAACAUGAAGGGAUCCUGAAUGAUGAGAAUGAUGAGUCAGCAACAUUGAGCACAUUUAGUGGGAAGGCUGCUGACGUGGAUAGUGGGGUGCGUCAGGGAAACUUACAAAAGCAUGUGAAAGUAGAUAACACCAGCGACCAGGAUUUUAAAAUAGAGAUGGGGAACGAAUCAUAUGCAAUGAAAGGAGGAGAGGGUCCUCACAGCUAUGCUCAAAACUCCAACUUUCAGAGAGAUAUGAUUGAGGUUCGUAAAAAGUUGAUACGGGAGACAAUAGCCAAAUGCUUUGAUCCCAGAGCCUAUGCUGAACACACAAGCUCAAUUUGUAUAGCAGAUAUGGGUUGCUCUACAGGACCAAAUACAUUUCUUGCAAUACAAAUUAUAAUAGACGCAAUAGAGCACCAAUUCCAAUCACAUGGUCUUGCUGUUCAAAGUUUAGAACUCCAAGUUUUCUUUAAUGACCAAGUCACAAAUGACUUCAACACGCUCUUCAAAAAUCUUCCACCGAAUAGGAAGUAUUUUGCAGCUGGUGUGCCUGGCUCUUUUCGUGGACGCUUAUUUCCAAAAGAAACACUUCAUUUGGUCCAUUCUUCUUCAUCUUUAUGCUGGCUCUCUACAGUGCCCAAAGAAAUUACAGACAGAACUUCUAGUGCAUGGAACAAAGGGAGGAUUCAUUGUACAAAUGCUCCCAAGGAGAUUGCAGAUGCCUAUGCAACCCAAUAUAAAUUGGACUUGGAAAAUUUCCUCCAUGCUAGAGAACAAGAACUUGUGGAAAAUGGACUAAUGAUACUUCAAAUUCCUGUAACAUCAGACGUGGUUCUUGAUUCAGAAGUAGACCCUAAUAGAGUUUUUGAACUUUUGGGAUCUUGCCUGGUGGACAUGAGCAAAGGGGGACUGAUUAGUGAAGAAAAAGUGGACUCUUUCAAUCUGCCUCUCAUUUACUCACCUGUUAAGAGUGUGAAGGCAAUUCUAGAGACAAAUGGUAGUUUCAGUAUGGAGUGGAUAGAAACAUUGGAUAUUAAAGAUAUUUUUGCAAUCCCAAGUGCACAUAUUUUUGUUGCCAUGUACAGAGCAGGGCUGGAAGAGUUAAUUGAGAAGCAUUUUGGUGGAGGAAUUAUUGAUGAGCUUUUUGAUCGCUGCACUGAGAAAGUUAAGGAAUUUCCAGAUAUCAUGAAUUCAAAGAAGCUAAAAUUAGUCAUGUUGUAUGCUCUUCUCAAGCGCAAAUUAAUAAAAGUCAUAACUAUUUUCAUUGAUUUGUUUGUUAGUUUAAAAUGAAAAAACCUUUAAAAUCUCAUAAUGAUUUGCCUGUGUUUUAUAUAUUAA
Gastrolobium bilobum is the source of this 5487-nucleotide messenger RNA. RefSeq lists its product as uncharacterized. The record is from RefSeq and is a predicted model, not a curated record. NCBI's taxonomy places the organism in Eukaryota, Viridiplantae, Streptophyta, Magnoliopsida, Fabales, Fabaceae. The transcript is spliced from 8 exons. Gene Ontology annotation, molecular function: nucleic acid binding; methyltransferase activity. Gene Ontology annotation, biological process: DNA integration.